AUGUCAGAUGAACCAAGCGAUGCCAAAUGGGGUAUUCUGUACAAGGCAACUAGAGAUGGGUUUAAGCCAGCUAACUUUCACAAGAGAUGUGAUGGAAAGUCACCAACUCUUGUGGUGAUCAAAAGUGGUGAGAAUGUCUUUGGUGGCUAUGCGGACAAGCCAUGGUCCUCACGUAAGUAACUUUGUAGUUCAUCAAACCGGCCUAAAUGCAAUACCUUCUCUUUAUUCCUGUGAGGUGCUGUUGCUGUAUUACUGAAUUUUUCCUUCACGCAAUCUAUCACUCAAAUCGGUUCCCGCCUAUUCCUAAUAGUUGAAUUUCCUUACCAUAUGUGCAACAAUUUCUACUAACAGUUUUGCAAUCUGCGCGCGUCAAAGCGGUUAUUAGUGGACUGAGGAAAAGACAUGCCACGUUGACGGGGGUUAAUCAGAAGCAAACGGAAGUCGAGAUAAAACUACCUGCCCAUCUAAAUUUCGCCUUACAUUAUUUUGCUGUGUUGUUCUUUAUCAGCAACAAUAUCAUUAUGAUAAUAGCAAUUGUCGCGGUCAUCAUCUCUAUCAGUUAUCGAAUCAUCGUUAUCAUUGAUCGUAGAGAGCGGUUUAGGUUUGUUAAUGUUGAAAUUUUAUUGAGUUUGAACCUGAAAACAAUGAAGUCGAAUCCCUUAUUUUAACGUAGCGAAAUGGGGUUUGCCUAUGGGUUAAAAAACCGCACUUCUGGUUAUAACAUUCACUGGGACGUCCUGAUCAAGAUUUGAUCUCAGUAUUUAAUUAAAAUGUGCAAAAACUGUUAACGGAUUCACAGUAAAUUACUCCAUUCUUGUACAUAGGGCAUCCCCUUCUAGAAAGGCUUGUCCUGCCUUUUGCGAAGUUUGUUUGUCCUUCUUUUUCUCCGUCUUUUCGUCUCUUUGCAUAUAUUUCAUUCUGCAUUUCAAUAGAGAAGAGCAUAAAAAUGUUACGACAGCAAUAAUAGUAAAGAAGGAACAUUACAUGAAUUGACGUUUUCUCGCUACAUUUUUAACUUGGCUUUUAAAUUAAUUCGUUUUUUUAUUUAUUUCAGCUGAGGGCCACGCCUAUGACCACCAAGUAAGCGAAACGUCAUUCAUUUUCAGUCUGAAAAACCCACAUGGCUAUCCUCCAGAAAAAAUGCUCCCCUCGCCCGAUCCCCGCAGCAAAGAGACGUUCGUUAGGGGAGGGGUCAAAAGCAAAGCAGAUCGAGGGCCGGCGUUUGGUGAUUUUGGCAACGUUAUUGAUCUUGUUGCACUGUCAGGAAAUUCAAAUCGCGUGGGUUUUGCAGAAAUUAGGGAAGGUUUUCGAACAAAGUAUGAAGACAAGGCUUACUUAAACGGCGGAUAUGGGUUAUUCGUCGUGGAUGACUUAGAAGUGUUUGGACUUGCGAAAUGA
Molecule: messenger RNA, 1398 nt
Organism: Porites lobata
Lineage: Eukaryota; Metazoa; Cnidaria; Anthozoa; Scleractinia; Poritidae
Source: the annotation of a GenBank genome assembly